AUGGACUGUCGGAACACUGGCCAUGCUGCGGGCACUUAUCGUGCAAUUAACACAGCAACAUCAGUGUCAUCCACGAUUUCAUCACAGAAACAGCAUCAACGAUACUUGGCAAGGGCCCCGCCGACGGACAACAGGAAUUACUCUACUUUUGCAACUAGAGGACCAUCGACGGACGACUCAGACAACAAUUUCGUUUCCGACGGUGACACGAGCAGCAGCUCCGACUCUGACUGUACCGAUAUCACAUUCGUUAGUCAAGAUGAGGCAUCUCCCAGAGUCGCCAGCUGGUCGUCAAUGCCAAAGAAAGGUCAACUUGCGAUAUUGACUUUCGCGCGUCUCUCCGAACCACUCACACAGACCUCCCUCCAAGCUUAUUUGUUCUCGCAACUACAAUCUUACGAUUCGUCUCUUCCAGCAUCGACCAUUAGUACUCAGGCUGGGAUCAUGCAAGGAAGCUUUACGGCCGCGCAAUUCCUGACCGCAGUGUGGUGGGGGGCGUUUGCGGAUAUGGAGGUCAUGGGUCGAAAAAGGGUCAUGUUAAUUGGCCUCGCAGGAACGUGCAUUUCAUGCCUUGGAUUUGCAUUCUCGAAAAGCUUCACUGCGGCCAUCAGCUUUCGCAUUGCGGGGGGUGUGCUGAACAGCAAUGUUGGUGUGUUGAGAACUAUGAUUGCGGAGAUUGUGAAAGACAAGGACUAUCAGGCCCUCGCGUUCUUGAUAUUGCCCAUGUGCUUCAACGUCGGCGUCAUCAUCGGUCCCAUCUUUGGAGGCUCAAUGGCAGACCCAUUGAAUACCUACCCGGGGCUGUUCGGACCUGGAACUUGGUUGGGUGGAAGUAAAGGAGUUCAAUGGAUGGAAGACUGGCCAUUUGCGCUGCCAAAUAUUUUCAACGCGCUUGUGGUUUUUAUGGCUGCGUUAGCCGUUCUCUUUGGAUUAGAAGAGACCCAUGAAAUUGCUCGAUACCGAAGUGACUGGGGACUGAAGGCUGGGAUGAAGAUCAAGAGAUUCCUAGCCAGCCGCUUUCUCAAGGAAGACUACCAACCUUUGAGCCAGCACAUUGAGCCCAAUGGAUCUUUACGGAACAACAGCGCGACUGCAUGCUCGACCACGGAACACACCCAUGCAAAACAGAGAAUGCGUCCCAAGUUCCGCGAGGCUUGGACUCGGAACUUGAUAUUGGUGUUGAUCAUCAAUUUUCUCCUCGGUUUUCACACCAGCGCUUUCAACUCAAUGACUUUCACCUUUCUCCCAACCCCAGAAGCUCCCGAAGAGAAUCAGGGCUUCCUUCACUUCGGGGGUGGUCUCGGACUAGACACAUCACAGGUCGGUUUUGCGACAGCCAUGAUUGGUAUUCUAGGCCUGCCUUUGCAGAUCUUCAUUUAUCCCUAUGUCCAGUCCCGCCUGGGUAUUUUGCGGGCGAUUCGUGUUUUCCUGCCCUUCUCUGUGGUCGCAUACGCACUAUUGCCAUUUGUGGUGAUUUUGCCAAGAAUAGCCUAUGUAGUUUGGCCAUUCUUUGUCACUGUCAUCUUGCUCCAAGUCAUUUCCCGCACUUUCGCACUUCCAGCGGGUAUCAUCCUGAUCAACAACUGCGUCUCUAAUCCUCUGGUUUUGGGUACCGUUCACGGUGUCGCACAGAGUGUCACUAGUGCGGGGCGGACCUUGGGGCCAGUUGUUGGUGGCUGGGGACUAGGCCUCGGUUUAAAAUAUAACCUUGUCGGCGCGGUAUGGUGGGCGCUUGCCGCAGAGGCUCUCCUAGGAUGGUUGCUGCUAUGGAAAGUUCAUCAGGGCAAUGGCCUUGAGGAAGAUAUAGAUAACGAGUGA
Messenger RNA from Penicillium cataractarum, 1818 nucleotides. RefSeq lists its product as uncharacterized. The record is from RefSeq and is a predicted model, not a curated record. Gene Ontology annotation, biological process: transmembrane transport. Gene Ontology annotation, molecular function: transmembrane transporter activity. Lineage: Eukaryota; Fungi; Ascomycota; Eurotiomycetes; Eurotiales; Aspergillaceae. The transcript is spliced from 2 exons. The coding region runs from base 1 to 1818 and encodes 605 amino acids.